Messenger RNA from Geodia barretti, 2200 nucleotides. NCBI's taxonomy places the organism in Eukaryota, Metazoa, Porifera, Demospongiae, Tetractinellida, Geodiidae. The record is from the annotation of a GenBank genome assembly.
UCAAUGGAUAUGACAUACGGAGCAACAUGGACCAGAUCAGACACAGUCUCGGCAUCUGUCCCCAGCACAACGUCCUCUUUGACAGACUCACCGUCAGGGAACAUCUCACCCUCUUUGGGAGACUCAAGGGUCUGAACGGAAAAGAGGCGAAGGCAAGAGCAGACAGUAUGAUAGAAGAUCUUCACUCAAAGACAGAGAGACGUGCCUCCGCAGCCUGUCCGGAGGGAUGAAAAGAAAACUGAGUGUUGGAAUAAGCCCUCAUUGGAGGCUCCAAGAUCGUUGUUCUCGACGAGCCGACGUCAGGAAUAGACCCCUACCCCGCGGGCCAUCUGGGAUCUUCUGUCAAACACAAGAAGAAGGACCAUGCUUCUCUUUUCUACUCACUCACUUCUGGAUGAGGCAGAUUUGCUGGGAGACCGGAUAGCGAUCAUGGCGAAGGAAAACUUCGCUGCUCGGGAUCCUCUCUUUUCCUCAAGAGCAGGUAUGAUGGCUACCACAUGGUAGUGGGAAGGAGCGUCGUGUAAUUCGUACCGCGUCACAUCCAUAGUGGCUCCCCUGGUCCAGGAGCAAGAAGAUCACCACGACGUUGUGCACGAACUAUCCUUCCGUGCCUAGCCCUCAGAAUUCGACCAACUCUUUCGCAACUGUUCGACACUCUGAACGCUCGCAAAAAGGGGAAAAAACAGUUUGGUAUAGCUGAUUCGCAUUUCCAUCACAACCCUGAGGCGGUCUCAUCACAUCAAGUUGGCGAAGUGCACGGACUAGUCGCUGGAGCAAAUGUUCAAAAGGACGGGAACGCUGACCGAUAUCCAUUGCCUCGCCACACAAGCUGCAGAAAAACCACCAGCUCCCUAUCCAGAGAGACGUGUGCUUGCACCUCGAAGAGAUUGCGGUAAUAGCUGCAAGAAGACCACUGCCUGCCCCCGACGACGUAGGUCAGUACUCGCACCCAAGAGAAGGUGGCCGUAGAUAUACAGACGGCUGGAGACGAUAGCUCCCUCAAGACACCUCUCUCACCUCCAAAAGAUUUUCGGGAUCCAAACACAAAAAUCAACCUCUGGCUCAGCAGUUCUCCGCUGAUGCUCAUGAAGAGAGCCUACAACACCCUGCGGUUCUGGCAGGCCAUAAUCAGCCAGCUCAUCCUCCCCCUCCUCUUCGUCCUGUUGGCCUCAUUUCUCGCGUAACUCUGCCCAAUGCCAACGAAAACGAUCCAAUCAGAGCCCUGACGGUACAAAAUUCUGGGCUGGAUUUCGUCGAAUGAACUCUGUUUUUUGCCGAGUUCGAUGAUUUGGGCUCUGUUUUUGAAUUUACGACAGUAACAGGCAUUGGUGCUACUAGCUUUCAAUCUUACACCAACGCUAUCAACGAAAUCAUGGAGCGCAUUAGUGAAAUACCCAGGAAUCAAUCGUCAGACUGCUGCGGAUACAGGAACCAGAUUCUGGACAAGUUCUGUGCCGUACAGAAUGCGAAUGAGUUGAAGAAAUGUUCCGGCAGAUUUGGAUACAGUAACUGUAAAGAUCGAUGCCUGCAAUGCUGUGAAGCUACAAGUAAUCUCCCGGCAACUUGCACAAAUCCACUCACGCAAUUUCGAGAACCCAGCCGUACGGACCUCUGCCCCGCCCCGCCCCGCCUCUCGUACGAUGACAUCAUCAACGGGGUAAAUGGGACACUUGACAGCCACCUCGUCUACGUCGACGAGCACCUCAUCGAACAGGCAAACGAUUUAGAUCCUGAGGUCUUCAUCCGCAGGGUUCUGGGCGGAUUUGUAAUGACUUAUGAUGAACCAAAUUUUGGGUCGUGCGGCGGUUUUCCCAAUGAAGACUUUUGCCCCAUUUGUACAAAACUAGUGGAAGAGCAGUUUUCGCAGUGCACCGAGGUCAAUAACGGUAGUGAAUAUUUCUCUCUCAACGUCGCCAAGCUCAACCUGACAGACUUGGAUUUUUUGGAAAGUCAAGAAAACUGCCCAGCUCGUUAUGAGGGGGGCAGCGGGGGGAACGGGGGGAAUAUUGACGCCGGUUCCCUCGUGGACGGGACCAGUGCCAACUACUUCCAGCAGGUCUCCUGUAUUGAGGCUGAGGAGGCGGGCGUUCGGAAUUCACUGCCUGUCUACACACCAAAUAGACCAACUCAACCGAAGAUAAUAUCUGCCACAGUGUACUACAACAACAACGUCAGUUGCAUCACUUCAUUGUAUACAGCG